UGGUAUUCAUAUUGUGUGCAGCCAUGAAUGGAUGUAACCGAGUGUGCAACGCCGUCACGUCCACAGCCACGUGUCCAUGUAUGUACAUUUGCGUGUCCGCCUGAAUGCCCCCUGUCACUCAUAUAUCUUUCUCUCUACAUGGGGGCCACUCAUGCGUCCACGAAUUGAUACAUGUACUCACACGUAGACAGAGAAGAGGAAGUACUGUACACCAUCGAUUGGCAGCAUCAGGCACAGGCAAACACGCUGGCAGAUCCCACCACACACACACGUCCCUUCCACCCCACCCAUCACAUCCAUCCAUCCAUCCAUCCAUCUGUCCGUCCGUCCGUCCGUCCAUCAGCCAGCGGACCAGCCAGCCAGCCACUCGCAUCACCCUCUAUUGGUCUGUGUUGUGGGUUGGUCUUGUUCACGUGUCGUCCAUGUCUCCCCGCUGCACCUUGACGGCCCUGGGUGCCCACUGGCCGAUGGCGGCAUUGGCGCGGCUCAUGUAAGCCGCGGCCGCACGACACGGCCGCACUGUCCUCAGGCGGCUGAACCCCUCACUCCUCAGCUCAUAGCUGUCCCCUCGCACAUAGGACGAUGACACGCCAGCCGCACCCUCACCGCCACCACACACACCGCCCUCCUGCUGCUGCUCACCAGCCGUGGCCUUGUGGACGUCCGUCGGCAGGCCGGCCACGUCGUUGUGCUUGGGGAGGGGAGGGGAAGGGGACACGACGACAGCAGGCUGCCCCACGAACGCACCGGCAGAGAUACCCUCCUCACCGCCCACGACACCACCGAUAAUGCCUCCUCCAUUCCCGCCACACCCACGUGAGCCAUCCGAUCCCCCUGCUGCCUUGCCGUCCUCUUUGUGUACUCCGCUGCUGUCGGCAGUGUGCUGGUCGGCCACCUGCUGGGGCGAGGGGGGGAGGGGGAGGGCGGCAGACGGCGACACACGAGCAGAUGACGACUCAGGCACAGCGGUAUCAACGGCCAACUCACGGACAGCAGCACGAGUACCCACCACAGCACCAUUGGCAGCUAGGCCAGUGGACUUGUUGUUCUGUCGCGUCUUGCGAGCGGCAGAGGGACGGCCGGCAGAGAGGCCGCCGAGCAGCUUGGGGUUGCUCUCGAUGAGCCGCGUGUACUCGGCCCUCUCCUUGUCCUUCAGCGACUGGCGGGUGCGCUCCCUGACGGCCGUCCGCUUUGCAAGCCGCUCUGCUGACGCCGUCUUCAUCGCUUGGACGGUCUGCUGGGCCGCAUGCAGGGCCUCCUGGGCACCGGUGGCGCCGAGGACGACCAUCGGGACUGACGAGCGCUGGGUGCGAUGGGUCUGCUGGGCUUUGGGAGGUCCCCUGCCCAUGGUGAUGCUGCCCAUGUAGCUGGGGCGGCCUGUGUAGAGCUGCAGAUGACCGCUCUUCGACAGCACCGGCAUAAUGACGGCAAUAAGAUGACGAUAAGAGGAAAUAUCAGACGACUGGUCGAUUGUCCUUCACGAGAGCUCUGCUGAACGCUGAUUUGCGCCUUCAGAAGAGCUUUU
Molecule: messenger RNA, 1525 nt
Organism: Vitrella brassicaformis
Lineage: Eukaryota; Vitrellaceae
Source: the annotation of a GenBank genome assembly